CGGUCCCGGUGCAAGAUGGCGGCGCCCACGGUACUACGGCAGCGGUGGGGCCGGGCGGCGGGGCUGUGGGGCGGCCUGCGCCAGGCCCCGCAGCCGCUCUCGUUCCAUCUCCGGAGGCGAGCCCAUGAGCAGCCGCGGCGGGCGCGGGGUGCCGGCGGGCUGCUGGCGGCGCAGUGCGAGCGCGGGCUGUUCCAGGAGGUGUUCCCGGCGCAGAGCGCGGAGGAGCAGCUGCUGGAGCUGCUGGAGCCGGGCCGCCCGCCCCUCACUGUUUAUUGCGGCUUCGACCCCACGGCCGACUCGCUGCACGUCGGGCACCUGCUGGCCGUCAUGGGGCUGCUCCACUUCCAGCGCGCCGGGCACACUGUCAUCGCCGUGGUGGGUGGGGCCACGGCGCGCCUCGGGGACCCCAGCGGCAGGGAGCGGGCGCGGGAGCCGCUGCCGGCGGAGCGGGUGCGUGCAGACGCGCGGUCCCUGCGUGCCGGGCUGGAGCGACUGUUCGAGAACCACCGGGAGCUGUUCUGGCCGGCCGCGGCGGCGGGCGGGAGGUCGCUGGGCCGCGCCGUGCUGCUGGACAACUCGUGCUGGCUCGGCCGGGAGCCGCUGCUCGACUUCCUCGGCGGCGCCGCCGGUCGGCUCCGCAUGGGCACGCUGCUGAGCCGGCAGAGCUGCCAGGCGCGGCUGCGCAGCCCCGACGGUAUGAGCCUCGCCGAGUUCCUGUACCCCGCGCUGCAGGCCUAUGACUUCCUGCACCUCCACCUGCACCACGGCUGCCGCGUCCAGCUGGGCGGCGCCGACCAGAUGGGCAACAUCAUGUCCGGCUACGAGCUCGUCACCAAGAUGACGGGGACAGAUGUGUUUGGAAUUACUGUACCUCUUAUUACCAAUACUACUGGAGAUAAGCUGGGAAAGACUGCUGGCAAUGCAGUUUGGCUAAACAGAGAGAAGACUUCUCCAUUUGAGCUGUACCAGUUUUUUGUCAGACAACAAGAUAAUAUAGUUGAAAAAUACCUGAAACUCUUCACCUUCAUUCCUCUUGAGGAGAUUGACCACAUUAUGGAAAUGCAUGCUAAAGAACCAGAAAAAUGGGGCCCUCAGAAACGACUUGCUGCAGAAGUGACAAAGCUGGUUCAUGGUAGAGAAGGGCUAGAAUCUGCUAAGAGGUGCACUAAAGCCCUUUAUCACAGUAGUGUGGAGGCAUUGGAAGCUAUGUCUGACCAAGAGUUACAGGAACUUUUUAAACAAGCUCCUUCAGCUGAAUUGAUGCUUGAACCUGGAAUGAAUGUUCUUGACCUGUGCCGCAAAGCAAAUGCCAUUGCAGAUGGACCUAGUGGGUAUCAGAAAAUUACACAUGGCGGAGUUUCAAUAAAUGGGAUUCGUGUAACUGAUCCUGAGACCAUUCUUAUUCUUGGACAGCAUAUUCUCAAGAAUGGAGUAUCGUUGCUUAGGAUUGGAAAGAAAAAUUACUACAUUAUAAAAUGGCUGCAGUUGUGACAACAGAAUAACGGAUCAUUUUGACUCUGUUGCUUGAAGAUGUUUCUAUACUGUGCAUUACUGCACAGGUCACAAAUUGCCUGAUACCAGGGUUUCAUUUUCAGAAUACAACAGAGUUCCAAUAAAGGCAGCUAAGUUAAACCACUGAAGAUACUUUUAGAUACUCUGCCUUACUCAGAGUAUGGUUUGCAAGAGGGUAGGCACAAGAUGAAAAGAUUAAUCUCAAAGCCCAAAGAUGAAGAUGUUCUUCCUCUCUGUUAACAACCUUUUGUAUUGUAGGAGAACAGUGGCCAGGGACGCUACAGCAUAAUCCACAGCAAGAUGAGCAAAAGUAUAUUCUCAAAACCAGUACUUCUUUCGGAGGAUGUAUGCUGCUGUCCAAGUUUGACUUCACCCUAGCAGAGAAAUCCACAUAAGUGGGUAAGGACAACCAAUCUACAAGCAGUGUUCUUUUCUGAACAAGUUUGGUUUUGAAGGAAGCUGCAGGAUCUUCACAAUAAAUGAGCAGAAUGAUUUAAGA
Messenger RNA from Neopsephotus bourkii (Bourke's parrot), 2011 nucleotides. It is a transcript of the gene YARS2, whose product is annotated as tyrosyl-tRNA synthetase 2. The transcript is spliced from 5 exons. Gene Ontology annotation, cellular component: mitochondrion; cytosol. Gene Ontology annotation, molecular function: RNA binding; ATP binding; tyrosine-tRNA ligase activity. The coding region runs from base 16 to 1491 and encodes 491 amino acids. NCBI's taxonomy places the organism in Eukaryota, Metazoa, Chordata, Aves, Psittaciformes, Psittacidae. The record is from RefSeq and is a predicted model, not a curated record. Gene Ontology annotation, biological process: tyrosyl-tRNA aminoacylation.